Molecule: messenger RNA, 2589 nt
Organism: Dermacentor andersoni
Lineage: Eukaryota; Metazoa; Arthropoda; Arachnida; Ixodida; Ixodidae
Product: NAD kinase-like
Biological process (GO): NAD+ metabolic process; NADP+ biosynthetic process
Molecular function (GO): NAD+ kinase activity
Source: RefSeq, a predicted model, not a curated record
UUUUCGGGCCAUCCGGGUCUGACUUGAUCAUUUAAAAAGAGCUGGUCUGGACACAUAGGCUUUGAGUAGGCUUGCCCGUUUGUGAGUUGCAUCUUACUUCUGUCAUCAUCGUCAGCCAUCGUCGUCGCCCAUCCUCUUUCUUUCUUUCUUUCUUUCUUUUUUUCUUUCUUUCUUUCUUUCUUUCUUUCUUUCUUUCUCUUCCCCCAGCGCAAUGUAGCUGGCUAGUGGAAUGUAGUACCUCAGAACGACCUCCCUGACACAACCUCCCCCCACCCCCUCAUUAAACAAAUGUAAGAAAAACGCGCCCACUACUCUUCAAGCUCCUACAUGUGACAAACGCACUUUGCAAAAAAAGAAACAUGAAAACAACAAAGACAUUAACGUAACGUAAUUAACGUAACGAAAGCACUUAAUAAAAGAAAAGUUCAUAUCAUUAAAAGCGCCUUUUCUUAUUCUGCGCCUUUUCAUUCAAAUCACGUGUGACGGUGCCCGUGCACACCGUGGCAGUGCUCUAAAAGUAUCUACAGCUGUAACACCUGAAUGCUUUUAAAUGCAGGUGUUCUGGACUGAUUGCUGGUACGUUCUACGGCGUUUCCAUUCUGUCAGAUGAGCGCUCAGAGUUUUAUAACCUCGGCCGGAAAUGAACGGCGCCUUAAAAAAAAAAAAAAGAGAGAAAAAGCAACAACAAAAGCGAGCGAAAGUGAACCGGAGCCUCCGCAUGCCGCGUGCUUCGAGCCCCCCAACGCGGCGGCACAUAUCGAACGGUGGGCAGGGACGCAUUCGGUUGACGUCCAAGGGCGCCGCACAAUCGAUGCGCACUCCGCGUCGUACAAGGGCAGCUGGAGUUUCCGUCCCACACUGCGCUGUCCGAACGACGGGCACAGCCGUCGGGUUCACGGAGCGCGUCGCACGGAUCACUCUCCAAGCCGAGGUAGCGGUAUAGCAGCUAGCAACAACAGUAUAUGCACGCAGCGGCGGCAGCAGCGGCGGGAUACAGCGGCGUUGGACGCUUCGGCGCCAACCGUUACGUGACAUCCUUGUCCAAGAAAGAAGGACAACGACGACGUGCGCCGCAGACCAAGAACUCGCCGUUGCAAACGUCGUCUUCUCCUUCGUCGAAUCGCGCCGUUCUCUUUUGAGCCGAGGUGUCAAAAGCAGCAGCAACGACAGCGACUGUAACAUCUGAUGCUUCUCUGGGAACGGAAGCUCGCCUUGUUGUUCGCCCAAGAAGAAGACGACACCGAGGUGCGCCAGCAGUCGUCGUCUUCGUCCGAGCGUUCGCCCUUCCGAACGACAUGGACACCGUUGCUCAGUGCUGGAGAACCCGGUCUCUGAAUGCGCCAAGUCCAGUGUACCAGUUCGGACCAUGCGGUCGCAUCCUCAAGAACUCAGCCAUGGUCAUGACCAUACAGGACCCCGCGGGCCAGCGGUUGACGUGGCACAAGCCGCCGCUGUCUGUGCUCGUCAUCAAGAAGCCCAUGGACGCCACCGUCGUCAAGCCCUUCAACGAGCUCGUCGAGUGGCUCAUCUGGGUCAAAAACAUGGUUGUUUUCGUUGAAGACGCCAUCUUGGAGGACCCCUUCCUGAAGAACAACAAGGCCUUCCUGGAGGUCAAGGACAAGCUCUGCACCUUCAACGAAGGCAGAGAUGACCUCACAGACCGGAUCGACUUCAUCAUUUGUCUCGGCGGAGACGGCACGCUGCUCUACGCUUCUUCGCUCUUUCAGCAAAGCGUGCCCCCCGUGAUGGCUUUCCACAUGGGCUCCCUGGGAUUCCUCACUCCGUUCGACUUUGACAACUUCCAGGACAAGGUCAACAACGUGCUCGAAGGACAUGCCGCACUCACGCUACGGAGCAGGCUAAAAUGCAGCAUAUACCGCAGUGAGAGCGAUCCUAACGACAAUAAUCUCAACUGCAACUCAUCCUGCCUAGUUCUCAACGAGGUCGUCGUGGACCGGGGUCCGUCGCCCUACCUGUCCAACAUCGACCUCUACCUGGACGGCAAACUCAUCACCACUGUCCAGGGAGAUGGUCUGAUCGUGUCCACGCCCACGGGUUCAACGGCGUACGCGGUGGCGGCGGGCGCCUCGAUGAUCCACCCCAGCGUGCCGGCCAUCAUGGUGACGCCCAUCUGCCCGCACUCUCUCUCCUUCCGCUCCAUCGUCGUGCCGGCCGGCGUGGAGCUCAAGAUAAUGGUAUCGCCCGAAGCCCGAAGUUCGGUAUGGGCCUCCUUCGACGGUCGUCUGCGUCAGGAGCUUCAACAUGGAGAAAGCCUGAAGGUGACGACGUCCAUCUACCCGGUGCCUUCGAUCUGCGACCAGGACCAGAUAUCGGACUGGUUCGACAGCCUCGCCGAGUGCCUGCACUGGAACAUGCGAAAGAAGCAGCGUCAGCUCACCGAAAGCGUCGACGUCGAGGCGGUCACGGACUCCAAAUAACGCGCGACCUUUCCGUUAAACGCGCCUCGAGGGAGUCCCCACGACGUUGUCCUUCACAUCUCCCCUCACUCCCUCCCGUUUUAUUUUAAGUGUUAUCCUUGCCGUGUUUCUGCUCUGUAUACAAUUUUCAUGAAGGAAGUUUGAUCGCGAU